Molecule: messenger RNA, 780 nt
Organism: Porites lobata
Lineage: Eukaryota; Metazoa; Cnidaria; Anthozoa; Scleractinia; Poritidae
Source: the annotation of a GenBank genome assembly
AUGACUGAUCUUAAAGCAAGUCUUACUAAGGAGGAGUUUCAAGGUUUCACAGAGCCCCUUCCUAAAUUGAAAAACGUAACGAUACCCGAAUUACCUACCUCUCCACACAACUACCUCUUCUUGUCAAUGGACUUAGAGACAACGGGGCUUGAACGGAAGUCUGAAAUACUUCAAAUCUCAUGCUCCCCAUCAAAUGUGGAAACUGAGUCAUUUUCUGAAAACCUUUUCCCAGAACGUCAAAUUAUAAAUCAGGCGGCGACGCAGGUGCACGGUAUUAGCGUAGACUUUCGAAAUGGCCAAAAAACGUUGAUGAGGAGGGGGACUGAACUGGCAGCCGUAUCACAGACACAGGGUCUAACACAUUUUUGCUCCUAUCUUGAACACUACUCUCACUCAGCCAGGAUUGUACUAAUUGCACAUAAUGGAGAUAAAUUUGACUUCCCUGUUCUGAUAAAUGCACUUGAGAGGAACAAUUUACUUAGAGUGUUUCUCUCAAUCAAUGUUUUACUUGUGGAUUCUUUAAAAAUUGUUUCAAAGGAAAUGAAACAGAAAGAUAGUCCAUUGCAAUCCUGCAAGAGCAAGUCCUUAUCUGACCUUUAUGAGUGCCUAAUCAAGGAAACGUUUGACGCACAUGAUGCCGCGGAAGAUGCUGCCGCCUUAUCUCGAGUGUUAUUUCAGUCGCCUUUGAAAGUCACACCUGAAAAGUUCAUUGAAAACUCUUCCCCGGCAACUGCAUUCGUAGAAGAAAUGAAGUCUUCACAGGACGCCAGAGCACGGUAA